This is a messenger RNA of Tarenaya hassleriana, 1740 nucleotides long. Its product is annotated as sugar transporter ERD6-like 3. Gene Ontology annotation, molecular function: sugar transmembrane transporter activity. Gene Ontology annotation, biological process: carbohydrate transport; transmembrane transport. NCBI's taxonomy places the organism in Eukaryota, Viridiplantae, Streptophyta, Magnoliopsida, Brassicales, Cleomaceae. The transcript has 18 exons. Bases 165 to 1574 code for a protein of 469 amino acids. Gene Ontology annotation, cellular component: membrane. The record is from RefSeq and is a predicted model, not a curated record.
GUGACCUUCCUGUUCCAUUCCUUUUUUGGUAUAAAUACGCUGCUACUAUAUCUUCAAAAUGCAAGCUACCCAUCUCGAAAUUAUCAAUCUUUUGCUGGAAAAUUUUCCGGAAAACAUUUCUCGGGUAUUUUCUCACCGGUCUUGGUGUUGGGUCGUCGGAAAAAAUGGCGGUGGUGGAGAAAGGGAAUAACUUGGAAGCUGGGUUGCUGGAGAAGGAUCAAAACGACAACGAAGAAUGUCGUAUCACUCUUGUUGCGCUCUUCAGUACGUUUGUUGCUGUUGGUGGUGCGUUCUGCUUUGGUUGUGCGGCUGCUUACUCAUCGGCUGCUCAUUCUGGGAUGACAAAAGAUUUAGGGCUCUCUGUUGCGGAAUAUUCAAUGUUUGGGUCAAUCUUGACAUUUGGAGGGAUGAUCGGUGCUGUAUUCAGUGGGAAGGUUGCAGAUGUUCUUGGUCGAAGAGGGACAAUGUGGUUUGCUCAAGUUUUCUGCCUUCCGGGCUGGCUUGCAAUAGCAUUUGCCAAGGAUUCACUGUGGUUAGAUGCCGGAAGAUUGUUGCUAGGAAUUGGAGUUGGUCUAUUUACUUAUGUGAUACCUAUCUAUAUUGCGGAAAUAACACCGAAACAUGUCCGAGGGGCAUUCGUUUUUGCGAAUCAGCUGAUGCAAAAUUGCGGAAUUUCACUUUUCUUCAUCAUCGGUAAUGUCAUUCCCUGGCGGACAUUGGCGCUUAUCGGAUUCCUUCCAUGUGCUUUGCAAGUUGUUGGUUUGUUCUUCAUCCCAGAGUCUCCGAGAUGGCUGGGGAAAAGUGGACGAGACAAAGAAUGUAAAGCUGCAUUGCAGCGUCUCAGGGGACAUGACGCUGAUAUAUCUCGAGAAGCAAACGCUAUCAAAGACAAUAUGGACAUGUUUGUUCAAGGCCAAGAAUCCCGGGUUAUGGACUUGUUCCAGAGAAGAUACGCUCCGUCCCUUGUUAUCGGUGUGGGGCUUAUGUUUCUGCAACAGCUCUCUGGAAGUGCUGGUUUUACAUACUAUGCUAGUAGCUUAUUUGAAAGAGGAGGGUUUCCGAGCAGCAUAGGCUCAACCGUUCUUGCCAUCAUUAUGAUACCAAAAUCCAUGGCGGGUCUGAUCCUGGUUGAAAAAAUGGGCCGGAGACCGCUUCUCAUGGCUUCUGCUGCAGGGAUGUGUCUCUGUAGCUUGCUUCUCGGUGCUUCAUUCUGGUUCCAGUCAAUUGGCAUUCUUCAUGAGCUCACCCCGAUAUUUACAUGCAUUGGUGUAUUGGGUUUUAUAACUACAUACGCCAUGGGGAUGGGAGGCUUACCAUGGAUCAUAAUGUCUGAGAUUUUCCCGAUGAACGUUAAAGUUUCUGCCGGAACCAUAGUGACCUUAGCGAACUGGUCCGUUGGUUGGGUCGCAACAUACGCUUUCAACUUCUUGCUGCAAUGGAACGAAUCAGGAACGUUCUUGAUUUUCUCUAGCGUCUGCGCCACAGCUAUUGCGUUUGUGUACAUGUUGGUGCCGGAGACAAAAGGAAGAACACUUGAAGAGAUACAAGCUUCUCUUACGAAUUUUCUCCAAUAAGAACUCGUAGAAUCUAAACUUUUUCGUCAUUUGUUUGUAGAAUUAUAUUCAUUCUUUUUCCACAUUUGCUCUGAAAAUCUGUAAAGGGGUAUAGUGAAAUGCCUUGUAAAGGGUUCUCUGGUUUCAAAGUUUGCAUAUAUGUCGAUUUCUUGGGACACAAGUUACC